AUGUCUAAACCCAAAGGCGCCACUGCCUCCUCCGCGCCUUCACCGCUGGAAAGAAGUGGAAGGCAGUUCAACAAUGAGCGUUUUAAGGACAGAGAUGACUUCUGGUUGGAUAGGGAAGCAUUCUCGGUAUUUGCACGGCAGCUAGACACCUCCCCGGUCCGCAGCGGCUUCGCUCUGCUCCUGCUGAGCCCAUGCCAGUCCCCUGCGGUGGAGAGCAAUGGUAACCCCACUAUGGGUACCCGAGGGUUCCACGGGACUCCCUAUUCUGGCAGCACCACUGGACAGCAGUGGCUGCGCCGAUAUUGCGAGGUGAAGGGCAACGUCUUCUUCUAUGCGCCGCACGCAGAAGCAGCCUUUGAGGGGGCGUAUUUGCUUGAGGACUUUGUCUUUCAGAGCCUUUCUCCCACUCGAGCUCUUGCUAUGGGGCUAGUGCCAGAGUUGCCUCUCACGGAAGGAGACGGGGACCGGGUGAAGCAAGGGGCUGUCCUGGUGGGAAGCAGCCGUCACGACGGGGUGUAUGGACGGUAUGUGAGGCCUCUUGUGAUGCUACUGGAGUCCUCGCGCGUCGCUGCUAGAUGGAAAGAAACCUGCGAAAGUUGCAGCGCAGCCGCCCUGCAGCAGCAUGUACGUGAGCUGCAGCAGCUGCUGCAGCGGGAACGAGCUGCUGCUUCGAGGGAGAAAGAGGCCACAGCGCUGAUAGCCAAGCAGCAAGAGAUUGCCCUAAGGGAGACAGAAGGUUCAAAACAAACACUUCUGCUGGAGAUAGAGCGUCUGCAACAACGCAACCAGCGUCUUCAGGCCACUGGAGAGGUGACUGAGAAGGCGGCAGCAGAAUUUGUAGAUCAGAAGAUGCACGAAGUGUCCUUCCUUCAGAAUGAACUUGCCUCGCAGCUGGCGGGUUGCAAGCGCCUUGAGGCGGAGGUUGUGGAGCUGCGUGAGGCGUUGGGGGCUUCGCAGCAGAAGGCACAGCAGCUGGCGACGGAGAAUAGCCGCCUCAACUGCCGCGUAUCGGACCUACUGGAGGAUUUGGAAGACGCGAAAGAUAACCCAUCUCGCUUCGCUCUUGUGAUGAAUCGCCUGCGAACCGCCAAUCAAAGGGCUCUGGUACGUCUGUCCAUUGCCUACAGGGAGGAGAACAUAUCCUUGACGCAAAACUUCCAUCAACUGGAGGACAAAUUCAAAGAAAAGGUGGCGUUGAUUCGCCAAGUGGCGGAGAUGGGAGAUGCCUUCGACUUGUUGAGGAAGUGGUUAACGUGCAGCGAGCUUAAAAUACGCUUCUACGAACAAGGUUACAAAUGGUCUUCCCAGCAGGAACAGGAAGAGCGCGAAAAAAUCGAGGAACUUCAGAGAGCCAUUAGGGUCGCGGAGGCUGCAGCGCGGUCGAGUUACAUAUCCCACAGGGCUUUUCUGUUGGGCCAACAGCUGAAGGCCUGCACCGUCAAUCCUUCGCAGAAGGAAGUAUAUGCGUUCCUUAAAUGCGUAGGCAUACCAAGAAAAGGAAACGAAAUUGUUGGGAGGAGGAAGCGGGAGGGGGCCUCGAGUCGGGCCAGCAGCUUUCCGAGGGCGUUGACUGUUUCUUUGCAUGUUUGCAAGCUGGAUCGCUUCGGCUGGUUGUUUGGGGAGGCUGAGCCCAGCCAGCUCAAAGAGGAGGAGGGAGAAGGACUGUGUUUUGGGUGGCACGCUGGGGGGGACGGCGCCGGGGACGCUGGCCGAGGGGAGGCGAUUUACCCGUUUGGAGGGCUGGAGGGUGGCCCCCAGCUGAACUUGGUGGCGGACGUUUGCGUUCUGCGAGCUGUGGAGAAGCUCGUUCCCGCUGGGGAGUACCUCAAGCUCAAGAAUUUGCAUGCUUUGCUGCAGCUAGACUUCUCCGAACUCAAGGAACUCCACCAACAGACAGUUGACAAACUCGUAGAGUGCCGCACCCGUUUGCGAGACCUGAAGAUGCAAUGCGCCCUUAACCAAGCGUCAGCGGAUUGGGGUCUUUUUCACCUGAACUCGCCGGGGGCCAUACCAGAAGGAACAGAAGAAGCGAAUGAGAGGAAAGGUGCAUCUUAA
Eimeria acervulina is the source of this 2055-nucleotide messenger RNA. RefSeq names its product Plasmodium falciparum CG7, related. The coding region runs from base 1 to 2055 and encodes 684 amino acids. NCBI's taxonomy places the organism in Eukaryota, Apicomplexa, Conoidasida, Eucoccidiorida, Eimeriidae. The transcript is spliced from 13 exons. The record is from RefSeq and is a predicted model, not a curated record.